CUUUGGUGUUGUUUGUGCUUCCCUGGGGCUUGCAGUGGCAGUGGAAAAAGUUGAAUAGUCACGGGAAAAAAAGUGCGUACAGGAUUACGACGGGGUAACGUAAGAUGUAGAAUUUGGUGGGCCUCUUUUCCCAGGGAAAAGAAGCAGUGCUAAGGCCAGUGUAUUUAGAAUAGUAGAGAUUUUUGUUGUUGAGGGGAUUCAAUUAUGAUGGAUUCCCACCGUAGGAAGAAGAAAGACGAAGAUGGAGAAAGUGGUGAUCGGAAUUUCCUUGGGCUGUCCACGACCAUAGCCCUGCAGAGGUUGCACGACGAUAUCGAGACGGUGCUGUGCGCGUACGAGGAGCGUUUCGCCAAGCAGAGAUGGUUGGUCAAGCUGAAAUCUCCUAUUGUCAGGAGUCCUUCGAGUGUGAUCAGCUGGUUUUCGCUGCUGGCCACGGUGAUGGUUGUAGUAUCGUUUUUUCUGGUUGGCUAUAGCCUUUCAGCGGGUUUUAUUCUAUGCCUUCUGCUGUUGACAUUCGUCAUCAUCGUUCGGGAAGACCAUCUGAAGCAGACGGAAAUGUUCCGAAAAGUUCGAGGGGUACUGGAGGAAAUCAAAUGCGGCACGGAACUAUGUCGCGAGUGGACAGCGGUUAACUAUCCCCACCUAUGCAGUCCGCUUUCGCCGUGCGUAGCCUUGCAGUGGACUUAUCGGGAUGGCAAGAUUGUCAAUCUUCCGUGGGCUCUUUUGGUCCGGGGAGAUUACAUCGUCAUGCGACCAGGGCAGGUGUCACCGGGGACAUGCACGGAAGAAUCCGGAAAGAAGUCUUUCAAAUGCGGUGAAACCUACGGACUGAGCCAGGAGAUGGAGCCUCCGAAAAAACCGACGGCGCGAGCACCGAUGCCGGACUUAAUAUGCGUGGUGGACGUAACUCCAUAUUUGGAGAAUCUACGCACUACAUUGGAUAAUUUCCAGAAUCGUCCGACCACCAUAAUCGAUCAACAGCGGCAUCUUCUGAUUAGCAAAUGCAUCCAACAGUGGGGAUUCCUAAUUGUCCUACUCCUGACGCUUACCGUUGGAGCUCUGCGCUACCUGGGAUACUACUUGAAUGGGAAACUUCCGACCAACUGGAUGAACGUAUUUCUGUUGAACCCGACGGCCGCAUUGCUUCCGGUUCUCCCGCUGAUGUUUCCGCUGCUCUGGAUAACGAUCAACCUGUGGGGAACGGCCCGGUUGGAAACGCUUCUAUCCAUCCCGCAAUCGGUGAUGCGAGCAGAGGCACAAAAGUCCUUCCAAGAGGAUCUGGAUACACCGACCGGAGAUCUGGAUCACGUGGAACUUCCCCGCCGGGUGAUUGCCUACUUCUGGUGGGAGUUGUUUCUCGGUCGCAGCGAACUGCUCAGCCGAAGCGCCAAUGUCGUUCAGGUGCUGGGAAGCAUCACGGCCCUCUGUUGCGUGGAUAAGAAGGGAAUCCUAUCGUGGCCAAAUCCGACGGCCGAGAAGGUGUUCUUCCUGAGGAAUUCAUCCAACAACGAUAACAGCGGGACGGAUCAGUCCGACCAAAGCAGUUUGAACUCUCAGUGCUGCCAGGAACACUACCAUCCACUCUCGCAUAUUAUCGAGCUGAGCUCCCAGAAGGAAGGCAGCGGAGCGAUCGCCGAGGUGCUGGAUCUGACGCACGACCAGCACAGUCCGUUCAAGCUGGAAUUCGACGACCACGACUUUAAGCACCACCUGAACUCAUUGAAACCGUUGGGCCUGGCGAUCCUGGUGAACACGUGCUGUCCGCACACGCAGGCCCACUAUGCCAAGUUCUGCGGCCAUGUGACGGCCGUCGCAAUGCUAGACAAGGACUUGGUCCCCGUGACCAACCGGUAUGCGAUUGUAGAGUCGAGUUUGAAUAGCUUUAUGCAUGGCCGCUGUCUGUGCGAACUCGCCCGCCAAAUCGGAUUCACCAAAAACGCCCGGGACAUUUUUAGCCUGGAAGGACAAAUCUCCAGCUACCGGCAUCUGCAACCGGACGUCGUACGGCGGGACAUCAAAUUCGCCCGAUCCCUGCAGCUGGCAGCCAAGGUGAAGGUCCCGUUCCCGCACUCGCUAUCGGUGGUGAUGCGAGAGAAUCCCGGCGGUUCAUUGCAACUGCUGACGCAAGGCACGGCCGAUAUUGUACUGGACAGUUGCGACGAUUACUGGAACGGGCAGGAUCUGCACCCACUUACGGAGAAGGAACGCAAGCGGGCGCAGGAUUUCUACCAACGAAGUGCCCUCACAGCGUACUGUACGGCAUUCGCCUACCGACCUCUGAGGCACGGUAUAACGGGGGCACUGUCCGGAGAGAUUGAAGGGGAGAUUGCCUACCUGGAACUGCCUCCGGAGAGCAAGCAUCGCAAGGAUAUGUUCAACAGGAAUCACCAUCUGAUGGACUACGCCAAUGGAGGUGCACCGUUGACGCACCAUUCGAUCAGUACGGAUUCGUUGCUGUUCACCGAGAAUAAGGACGACGACAUUUCCGACGCGGACGGGUGCUUCGAGAUGCAGUGCCAUCAGGUGUUCAUCGGGAUGAUAACGAUGCAGUACCAGGCACAGACGGAUAUCGUUCAGCUGAUUGAACGGUUGGAGAGGGCUUGCAUUCGGUUUGUGCACUUCAGCAAGGAGAACGAACUACGAUCGAGGGUAUUUUCGGAGAAGAUGGGUCUGGAGUCGGGAUGGAAUUGCCACAUUUCAUUGUUGAGCGAUAGUGAUAGUACGGUGGCUUCGCCAACGAAGCAGUUCGAAUUCAAGGUACAUCCAUCGGGGUCGAAUGGACAGACGCAGGUCGAGGAAGAGAAUGAACUGAACAAACUUCUACCGAACCUGGAGAGUUCGAAGGCGUUGAGCUCUUCGGCUCCCGGGGCAAUAUCGAAUCCGGAUUCCAGUCUACUGGAUCCGCCGAUUGUUCUUCAAAAUAAGAAUCCUUCCGUUCAUCAAUCGCACGAUAGUUUCGAAAUGAGAGACCUUAGGCAGCAUCACCAUCUACAUAGGGGAUCUUCGCAGGAUUCAGCCAUGGACUGCGCUGGGAACGACGACAACUGCCAUUCGUUGAGCUGCCUGACCGAUAGCACCGAGCAGAGCGCCCCGAUAAACUUCGACAUGUCGAACCGGGCCAAGCUGCCGAGAGGAAUCGAGAACAUUCGACCUCACUUGGAGUACGUUGACAACGUUCCUCUGUUGGUGUCCCUGUUCACCGAUUGCUCAGCGGAAGCAACCCGCGAGAUGCUCAAAAUAAUGCAACAGUACGGCGAAAUCGUUGUCUGCCUUGGAUCUUCUGCUUCGAACUCAAAUUCGGAGAUUUUCCUCCAGGGAGAUUGUUCGAUAGCCAUCGAACCACUCUAUCCGCAGGUAUGCCAAGACUACCCGGCCUACACUGAGUCCAACAUCUACAAUAACAAGGCCAAUGUUCGCCCUGCCUCGCAAAGCAAACUACUGCUGACGAGUCCGCAGAAAAUCGUUACCAUUUCGCCCGUCUACCUCAGUCGAAUGCUGAACUCCAUCUCCUGCUCGAUCGCUACCUGCCGGGACGACCCGAUCUCCAUAGUAACCGUAAUUGAGCUCUCCCGUCGCUUCAUCCAGGGCCUCUGGAGUAGCAUCCAGUUUUGGGCUUGCUGCGCCGUAUCCCUCGCAGCUAUGAACACCAUCACUGCUAUCCUAUCGCUUCCUCCGAUGGUCGUCCCGCAUCACGUCCUCUAUCUGAUGUGCUUCGCCGUCCCGCUUAUCUCCCUUUCCCUACUCCGAGUAGAAUCCGACCCAGCCAUCAUGAAGCGUGCCACCGGCAAGAAGCAGACCUCUCUCGACUCCCGCCUUAUCAUCUUCGUCCUCUGGUGCUACGGCAUCAAGUUCUCCCUGGUAGUCCUCCUCCUAGUCGUCUCCUAUUGCUCCUUCCUGUCGCAUCCGAUCGAAAUUUUCUCCGACGAUGAAGUCGAAGAGGGCAAUCUUUCCCAGGACCUGGCGGUCGCCCGGAGCUUCAUCCUGCUCGGCAUCGUCAUCCACUUCGUUACGAUUUCCACCUCGUUCGUGCACCGUGACUACACCUCGUUCAACCGGAGCCCCCUCGGCAACCUGUGCUGGGUUUCCGCCAGUGCCGCGCUGCUUCUGUUCCACACCCUGACGAUAGUGAUCCAGGUCUGCAUCGACGACUACUACUGGCAGGAGAUGGACCGCGUUUGGCCGAUUGUUCUGUUUCUGGUGCUGACUGCGUGCCUCACCUUCGCCAUGACCGAGUUCUUCAAGUGGGAGGAAAUUAAGAACAACAACCGGUACAUCCGGCGAGCACGGUUGGACUUUGGUACCAAGCUGGGUAUGAAUUCACCAUUCUAAAAA
Messenger RNA from Ochlerotatus camptorhynchus, 4332 nucleotides. Its product is annotated as transmembrane protein 94-like protein l(2)k05819. The record is from RefSeq and is a predicted model, not a curated record. The transcript is spliced from 9 exons. Bases 205 to 4329 code for a protein of 1374 amino acids. Lineage: Eukaryota; Metazoa; Arthropoda; Insecta; Diptera; Culicidae. Gene Ontology annotation, molecular function: nucleotide binding.